This is a messenger RNA of Capronia epimyces CBS 606.96, 3414 nucleotides long. RefSeq lists its product as uncharacterized. Bases 1 to 3414 code for a protein of 1137 amino acids. The transcript is spliced from 3 exons. The record is from RefSeq and is a predicted model, not a curated record. Gene Ontology annotation, cellular component: nucleus; cytosol. Lineage: Eukaryota; Fungi; Ascomycota; Eurotiomycetes; Chaetothyriales; Herpotrichiellaceae. Gene Ontology annotation, molecular function: protein phosphatase binding; protein phosphatase regulator activity.
AUGUUUUGGCGCUUCGGAGGCUACUCCAACAUCUCAACUAUCGACACCCUACUCGAUAAGCCUAAUGUCAAGCUCGAAGACUUGUUGGAGGAGUCCGACCUCAUCCAGGAACUCAAAUCCCAUCACACCAAACUGAUAGAGUAUUUGCGAGAUGAAGGAAACCUCCAUGCCCUCCUCCAGUACGUUAUAGCGCCUGGUCCUUCGACAGACGUCGAUGAGCCCGGCGAGGGCGAGGACGAGGAAGCAACAGAACCUGCGUUGGGUGAGGAAAAUGAGCAGAAGUUCUCAGACGAGGAACAGGAAAAGGCGGAGAAAAAGCGGUUGAAAUACGCAUACGUGGCUUGCGAAAUCUUGUCCUGCGAGACCUGGUCCAUCACCGAGUCCCUGCUGGCCAAUACAUCGGAUCUCACCCAAUUUUGGGACUUCCUGCGACGCCCAGCUCCUUUGGAUCCCUUGCAGGCCGGCUAUUUCACCAAAGUCAACGAAACCCUGUUUGAGAAGAAGACGGAAGAAAUGGCCGACUUUGUCAAGUCUCUCCCGGGCAUUGUGUCGGCCAUCCUGCAGCACGUGGAUUGUCCGAUGGUGAUGGAUCUGCUGUUAAAGAUCAUCAGCCUGGAAAAAUCCGACGGCGGCGCGGGAAUGGUGGAUUGGCUGCAUGAUCAGGACCUGAUCCCCAUGCUCCUCGCAAGCUUGUCUCCACAAUGCAACUCGUCCACCCAGACCUCUGCGGGCGACUUCCUGAAAGCCAUCAUCACAAUCUCCGCCAACGCUGCUUUGAAUGAGCAAUCGUGCAUCGGCCCCAACAGUCUAACGCGGCAGUUGGUGUCGGAGAAGUGCAUUCGCCAGUUGAUCUCCUACAUGCUUGAAGGGGGGAACCCUCUGACGGUCGGGGUGGGAAUCGUCAUCGAAGUCAUCCGUAAGAACAACUCCGAUUACGAUCCGGACCAUGGCCACAGUCCCGACUCCCCGCCUACGAAUCAUGACCCCAUCUAUCUUGGCACACUCUUGAGACUAUUUGCCGAGCAUGUUCCCGACUUCAUGCACCUGAUUCUCAGCUCGAAACACACUGUCACCAAGGGCGAUACAACGGCCGUGGUGGAAAGAGGCCAGCUCAAGUCUGCAUGGGGAACCCAGAUUGAACCUCUCGGGUUUGACCGGUUCAAAACCUGCGAACUCAUGGCUGAACUGCUCCACUGUAGCAACAUGGGACUGCUGAACGAACGGGGGAGUGAAGAAUUCAUCAAGGAAAGAGACGCGGAAAGAGAACGACUGCGCGCGCAGGGCGCCUUUCUGUCUAAUAAACAGUCGGAAGAUUCUGCCGUGGACAUCUCGGUCACGUCCUCGAGAUUCGAAAAUGCAUUCACUCCGUCGGCGUCGACUUCUACCGACGAGCUCCGGAUCGCCAACUUGAACGACGAGGAUGGAUUCGAAAAGGUUGCAGUCUCUGAAGCCACCGAGGCCUCGACGGGACUGGGGCAAGAACUGGUCGACGAACCGUUAUCUCCUCGCCCCCUUCGAGUGGCCGAGUCGUCUCCGGAACCUACCACCCCGACAGGAACUCUAGAUGACACCGUGCGCCGGUUGAGUCUAGACAUCGCAGAAGACACUGACAUGACUUCGCCCCCCGAUGACCCUGAAACGACGAUACACUCUUCCGUUCCGGGUAGCGAGCCGGGUCGAAUCUCCCCGCACCCUGAAGACAAGCCCGCCCCUUUGUUCGCCGCGUCUCCGGACCCCAACAAGACACCCACGGCCCACAGCCCUGAGCCUGCGGGCAGCCCGGGCGCAACAAGAGAGGGUAUCGAAGAAGCUGGUCAGACCAGCCACCUAGAAGGCGAGUCUCUACAGACUUCCCAGGACAGCACAAUGCAGAUCACCGAACAUGAGCCGUCAACGCUGGAAGAAGCCCCAGUGGUUGGAGACCACCUGAAGAUCAUGUUUGUCGAAAACAAGGUUGUUCCGACUAUUGUGAGCUUCUUCUUUCGGUUCCCUUGGAACAACUUCCUCCACAACGUCGUCUACGAUGUGGUCCAGCAAGUGUUCAACGGCCCGAUGGACAGAGGUUAUAACCGAUUCCUUGCCUUCGAUCUAUUCGAGACGGGUCGGAUUACCGAAGCCAUCAUCGAAGGCCAAAGACGGAGCGACGAGGCUCAACAGGCCAGGAACAUGCGGCUUGGAUACAUGGGGCAUCUGACCCUGGUGGCUGAAGAGGUGGUCAAGUUCGGCGAACGCCACCCUCGAGAGCUGCUCUCGCCCAUGGUGCAAGAGUGCAUCUACUCCCAGGCCUGGGAGGACUACGUCACCAAGACUCUCGCGGAGACGAGAGAAAGAGACAAUGCCAUCCUCGGAGGGUUCAGGCCAGACAAUGGACUCGGCUCGAGACAGGCGGUCCUGAAUGCGGUCAACGCAGGACAGGGCUUCGGCCCUUCGAGCGGAUUGGCGGCCGCCGGCCUAGGUGGAGGCCAACAUGGUCUAGACAGCAUUGAUCUCUCGAACAAUGGCAGUGCCACUAGUGCCGGGUACAAUUCAGCUGGUUCGCUUUCAAGCGGCUUUGGCAGUUCCUCAGACGAUGAAGACGAGGACAUGGACGAUGCUGAAGAUGAGGAGCAUGGAAGGACAGUAUCUCAACCCCCAGCGGCUGAUACCGGGGUUUCAUCGGAGAUUGUCGCGAAGCAGUCUGACCAACCCGUGCCACUGUUGCCUCCCCCUCCAGCACCGCUUAACGUCGAGCCGUCACGUGCCCGCCGGCGGUUGGCUGACCGCUUAGCGAGGCACAAACAAGAGGCCGAGCGAGAGGUUGCUGCAUCCGAGUUCGGAUCCGAGGCGGACGAUCCAUUCGCGGCCCUGGACAACAACGACGAACAGGAUUCGGGCGAUCCGUUUUCGCUGGACGAAGAAGAACAAGACAUCACCACGUUCGGGAAGCGGAGCAAUGCAGAUGCAUUCCACCAGAGCUCCGGAGAUCACCACAGCUUUUCGGUCAGUCGUGGACUGACCAGCUUAUUCUCCAGUACCAGUGAUGGCAUGCACGGCCGGCCUACGCAAGACGACUUUGACGGAUCCCUGGACGAUUCGUCCUCUGAAGGAUCCGGAUCGGACCUCGACCCUGAGAACCCGCCCCUGGAAGCCCGCACCAGUCUGGAACGGCGGCCCCUGGAAGUCUUUGAAGACGAAGAGAUGGGAGAGAUGGUUGCACCGACGCAGGAAGAUGAAAGUAACAGCUCGGAUGAAGAGGUCCUCAGCCCCAUGGAGAAGGAGAAGUUGGGCGGCGCCUUUGGCAUGGGAGACGUCGAGGAGCAGGCCUCGGAGUUCGCGGGUCAAGCUGACCAUGAUGACGACGACGACGACGACGACUCGGACCAGCUUGUCGAGAUUGCGAUGCCUACCAGUUCGAAGCGAAGGUCGAGAGGUUGA